CCAUGGAGCGAUCUUGAUUCUUCAAUGUGUUUUGUUGCGGCUAUUUCACCGAUACCAGCCAAUGCCAAUGCACCUGCCUCAAGACUUGUACUGACGGCAAAUUGAUGACGAAAAUUCGGCGAUGGUGAAGAAGCAGUUGAGUUGCAGAAGUCAAUGGGAAAAGUGGACAUUUAUCUUGUUUUCAAUUUGUAUACGCGGUAACAGAAAAACAAAAUGUGUUACUGCAUCAAAACAUUGAAAUCCUGUUUUCCGAAUAAAAUUUGUCUCUUCGCAUAUGUUUCAGAUGAAUUUCUUUAAAAAAAAAAAAAGGAAGGCAUGGUGAGAUAUCGCACCGGUCGACCUUCAGGAUCUUUUUCUUAUGCGAUACUGACGGUUCACCAUCUCAGUAUCGAAUUGACGGUAGAAUCGAAUGGUUCCAGUGAUCUAGAAAUGAAAUUACAUCAAAGUGUCAUCCAUAAAUCAAAACAAUUUUUCAAAUCGACUAACACUUGAAUAAUAAUGAAAAGCUGAGAUUGAAAAAAAAAUUGUUCAUCUUUAAAAAAAGAAUUCAAAUUAUGGCUUUGAAAUUUUUUAUUAUUAUUUCAACAUUAAUUUCAACAAGAAUGUGUUUUUUACUUUUUGAUAAAUUAAAUAAUUUUCUCAAUCAUCGAACAAAUUAUUAUAAACCUGAAGUGGAAGAUUUUGGAAUUUAUGAUUUCGUGAUAAUUGGAGCAGGAUCUGGAGGAUCAGUUUUAGCUAAUAGACUUUCGGAAAAUCCUGAUUGGAAAAUUCUUUUAUUGGAAGCUGGUGGCGAUGAAAGUUUUCUCACUGAUAUUCCUUUAAUGGCAUCUAUUUGGCAUAUUACUGAUUACAAUUGGGGUUAUAAAUCUCCGCCACAUUCGGAAAAGAAGAAUAAAAACGAUGGAUAUUGUCUAGCGAUGAAAGAUGGAAAAUGCAAUUGGCCAAGAGGAAAAGUUGUUGGCGGGACAUCGGUGAUUAAUUUUAUGAUUUACAUGCGAGGUGAUCGUCAAGAUUAUGAUUCUUGGAGUGCUCAAGGAAAUCCAGGUUGGAGUUACAGUGAAGUUUUGCCGUAUUUUUUAAAAUCUGAAAAUAGUAAAUUAUUUUAUCAGGAAGACGAAUAUCAUGGAAGAGGAGGAUAUCUUGAUGUCACAAAUCCUCCGUAUGUCUCACAACUAAGAGAACCUUUUCUUCAAUCUGCCGAAGAAAUGGGCUACUCUGUUCGUGACUGCAAUGGGGAAAGAUUGACCGGAUUUUGUGUCGUUCAAGCAAAUUUGCGAAAAGGACGAAGAGUGAGUGCAAGCAAAGCAUUUUUGAAUCCCAUUCAAUAUCGAAGAAAUCUUUAUAUUUCCAAAUUUUCCCACGUGACAAAAAUUAUAAUUGAUCCAGUGAAUAAAGAGGCAAUGGGUGUGGAAUUUAUAAAAAAUCGUCAAAAAUUUCGUGUCCUGACGAAAAAAGAAGUACUUCUGUCGGCUGGUGCAUUUAAUUCUCCACAACUUUUGAUGCUUUCGGGAAUUGGUCCGAAAAAUCAUUUAGAAUCAUUAGGAAUCAAUGUUCUUGAGGAUUUACCUGUUGGUGAAAAUCUUCAAGAUCACAUUAGCUUGUCGACAUUGACCUUCCUAGUCAACGAUACGGUGACUAUAGUUGAGUCACGCAUCGCAUCAAAUCUAGUCAACACUUUUGAUUAUCUAUUCAAAGGAACUGGACCUCUAACUGUACCUGGUGGCGCCGAGGCAAUCGCUUUUAUUAAUACAAAUCGAAUUUUCAGUGAUGACAUCGAAGGAAAUCGUAUGAGAAGAAGUGAAGGGGACUCGAGAAUAAAUAUAGUUGAUGUUAAUGAGGAUGUCCCUGACAUUGAAUUAGUUUUGGGCCUUGGUGCUUUGACGGGCGACUCAUCAGGAAGUUUACGAAGUCUUUUUGGUUUGACGGACGAAUUUUAUCAACGUGUUUUUAAAGAUUACGAUGGAUUCGAUGCAUUUAGUAUUGUUCCUAUUUUAUUGCAACCAAAAAGUAGAGGUCGCGUGCAAUUAAGAAGCUCCAAUCCAUUUCACUGGCCGGCUAUUGAAGCCAACUAUUUCCAAGAAGAAGAUGACCUUGAUACAAUGGUUCGCGGGAUAAAAGAGGCCAUCAGACUUGCAUCGACAAGGCCAUUUAAAAAAUUUAAUACAACCCUUUUUCCACGAAAAUUUCUUGGAUGUGAACAUUUGACAUUUAAUUCUGAUAAAUAUUGGUCAUGUGUUGCACGUCACAUGACAGUAAGUUUAGGUCAUUUUGCGGGAACAUGUAAAAUGGCACCUAGAGAAAAUUUUGGGGUCGUUGAUUCAAAAUUAAAUGUCCAUGGGAUUGCAAAUUUGAGAGUUGUCGAUGCCAGUGUUAUACCAACAAUCACACGUGGUCAUACCAAUGCGGCAAUUAUUAUGAUUGGAGAAAAAGCUAGUGAUAUAAUAAAAGAAAAAUGGAGUAAAUCUAAUACUGAAAGUAGAAAAAAUUUUUUAUUUUUCUAAUUAGAAACAAUAUUGAUCUUAGAAAAAUUUUCAGAUUGCGUGCAAUGCUUUAUAUUUUUAUAUUAUGUUUAAAAAAAAGGUGUUAAUAAUAAUUUAUUAUUAAUUAUGUUUAAUUAGUUAUAUUAAUAAUUAAAUAACUGAUAAUACAGUUUGAUUAUUAAUAAGUUUUGACUGUUAUAAAAUAAUAUUAUUGGUAUUCUAAUUUUAAUUUAACUAAAUUAUCAAGUUGAAAAAUAAAUACUUUUUUUUAUAAAUAAAUAUAGUGUAACAAGUGGAAGACA
This is a messenger RNA of Leptopilina boulardi, 2782 nucleotides long. RefSeq names its product glucose dehydrogenase [FAD, quinone]-like. The record is from RefSeq and is a predicted model, not a curated record. The transcript has 8 exons. NCBI's taxonomy places the organism in Eukaryota, Metazoa, Arthropoda, Insecta, Hymenoptera, Figitidae. Bases 555 to 2501 code for a protein of 648 amino acids. Gene Ontology annotation, molecular function: flavin adenine dinucleotide binding; oxidoreductase activity, acting on CH-OH group of donors.